Molecule: messenger RNA, 4874 nt
Organism: Cyclopterus lumpus (lumpfish)
Lineage: Eukaryota; Metazoa; Chordata; Actinopteri; Perciformes; Cyclopteridae
Gene: kif28
Product: kinesin family member 28
Exons: 28
Coding region: 24-3122 (1032 amino acids)
Biological process (GO): microtubule-based movement; cytoskeleton-dependent intracellular transport
Cellular component (GO): microtubule; kinesin complex
Molecular function (GO): ATP binding; microtubule binding; ATP hydrolysis activity
Source: RefSeq, a predicted model, not a curated record
UGAUCACUGUGCUGUGCUGCAGCAUGAGGGCUCGAGCCUCAGACAUGCACAGCAAGGACUGUGUCAAAGUGGCCGUCCGAGUCAGACCGUUCAACAAGAGAGAGAGGGACGCAGGCAGCCGAUGUAUUGUCUCCAUGGUGUCGAGCUCUAUCACCAUCCAGGACCCACGUGAAUCCCAGAGUUGUCGGUCCUUCUGUUUCGACUACGCUUACUGGUCCCACAGCAGCUUCGCACGAGACCGCAGCGGCCUCUACGUGCCUGAAGAACCCGGGGGACGAUACGCCGACCAGAACAGUGUGUUCCAGGACCUGGGAGAGGGAAUACUGGAGAAUGCACUGCAGGGUUACAACGCCACACUGUUGGCUUAUGGGCAGACAGGCUCAGGGAAGAGUUAUUCCAUGGUGGGCUAUGGGCCUAACAAAGGCCUGGUUCCUAAACUCUGUGACCGACUGUUUCAGGCCAUUAGAGAGAACCAGGACACCAGACAGUGUCAGGUCUUUUUCAGUAUGUUGGAGAUCUAUAAUGAGCAGGUGGUUGAUCUGCUGUCCCGGGGGUCUCGUACUCCAGGGGGACUCAGAGUCAGAGAGGAGCAGCAAAGAGGCUUCUAUGUGGAGGGUCUUCGAACAGUCCCAUGUGACAGCGCACCACAGGUGGAGCAGUUGAUGGAACAGGGGACCAGGACCCGAACCACUGCUGCCACUAACAUGAACGCCAACAGUAGUCGCUCGCACAUGCUCAUUAUCCUCCAGCUCAAACAGAUCUUUUCCAAAGAGAGCAUCACAAAGCAGUCCAACAUCAACUUGGUGGACUUAGCCGGCAGUGAGCGUCAGCGGUCGUCAGGGUCAGAGGCUGACCGGCUCAAAGAGGGCACGGCCAUCAACCUGAGCCUCACCACCCUGGGCAAUGUUAUCAGCUCCCUCGCUGAUGUGGCGGUGGGGAAGAAGGUUGUCCACAUCCCCUACAGAGACUCGGCUCUCACCAAGCUGCUGCAGUCUGCCCUGGGGGGCAACAGUCGCACUGUUAUGAUUGCCACGCUGAGCCCUGCUGAUAUCUGCUAUGAGGAGUCUCUCUCAACCCUCCGCUAUGCUGAGAGGGCAAAGCGUAUCCAGAAUAGAGCAGUGGUGAACGAGAGCCCCACUGAGCGUCUGGUUAAAGAGCUAAAAGCCGAGAACGCCAAACUGCUGCAACGACUGAGCCGGCUGGGCCAAGAGGGACGCAGAGCGAACGAUGAGACCAAGGAACUUCGUCAGCUGCUGACCCAUAAUGAGCUCCAGAUCAGAGCCAUUCAGACACUAUGGGAACAACACUUGCAGGAGGCGCUGAAGGAUUGGGAGCAACAGUAUGCUAAUAUCACACAGGAGAGGAGGAUGAUGCAGAUGCAUCCCUACAUCCUGAACAUCAACGAGGACGCUCAGCUGUCGGGGGUGGUCAAGCUCUUCAUUCAGGAGGGUGAUUGGGACAUCGGCCUGUGUGACACUUCCCCAAGAUCCAUCUCUAUCAAGGGCUUAGGGAUUCAGGAGCGUCAUGCUGUGUUCAGUAAUGAACAGCGCAGAGUAACCCUGACCCUGCUGACUGGGUCAAAGGUCAUUGUCAAUGGCAACGCUGUCUUCCAGACAACUGAGCUACAGCACCUGGACCGUCUCAUUCUGGGCUCCAACUGUACCUAUCUGUUCAUUGGCUUUCCGUCUGAAAGGGGCGGGGAUGACUGGAGCCGCUAUGACUACGACUACUUCCAGUCUGAACUGGCUGCUGCUGAGGGAAUCCACCUGGAUGAGUCGAGUGCUGGGUCCACUCAAACAGACCCCAGUCUGCUGGCCGUCUUCUACGACUACGUCAAACUGAUGCCCAUGGUGGCGGAGGCCAACCAGAUGAGCCAGGAACUGAACAAGGGGGUUCAGUUUAAGUUGGAGAUAAAAAAUCUGGCAUUGUCUGAUUCAAAAGGCCACGAUCUGCAGAAAGAGAUUGUAGUCAGGGUCACCUCUUUGGGAAGAAAACAGGUAUGGAUGUGGUCCAAGGCCAAGUUUGUGAACCGUAAAUUCCUGAUGGAAGAAGCUUACCAGCAGCAUCAGGUUGUCAGCGGAGACGAUAGAGUAGAGGGGCUGUCUACAGCUGCGUUACCCAGAGAUGAAGACCCUUUCUGGGAUCCUGUGGAGCCGGUGCUUCUGGGCACUGCUCACCUCUGGCUUCAGUCUUUGGCCUUCCGCAUCCCUCUGGAAGAGCAACUUGAGGUGCUGGGGUCAGAAGGCACAGAGGAGGCAAUUCUACAAGCACAGCUGGUCCCCUGCACUUCCACUGGACUCCCUAUGUGUGAGGAUGACAUUCUGAUUGACCCGUCUGAGUUACUGGGUCGACGACUGGACUUCCAGCUGGUCCUGGAACAGUGUUGUGGCCUCCGGUGGAUCAGAGAGGCCCGCAACAGAGGGGUCCAAAUUGGUUUCAGGUUCUAUAACUGCAGCCAGCCUCUCUACUCUCCGGCUGUGUGGCACAACGUCAACCCUCUUCUGGAUCACAGAGUUCACUUUGCCUCCCUCCACACCUCCCAACGUCUGUUAGACCACCUGCAGAGCAGCGCUGUGGUGCUGGAGCUCUGGGGCCUUCAAGAGGGUUGUACUGACCUGAUAUCAUCUCUGGAGGGAGUGAGGAUGACUACAGACGGCAUCUUCAUCAUCGAGGAGGCAGGCCCAACAGUCACCGCACUUGUUGACUCUGCAGAGCUCAGCUGUUCAGUGAGAGCUCUUCAACAGGACUUGGAGGAACUGAAGAGUGUCAAUGCUGCACUGAGGAAAGAAAAUCAAAGUCUGAGAGAACAGCUCACCGCAGCUCGGAAUGGUGGUGAGAGUGCACGUGGUCGGUCGGUGCGUCCCAGCUGUGAUGCAGAGUUUGCUCGUGCUCUCAAAGUUUUCUACCACAGCAUGACCUCAGUCAGGGGUCAGCUGCAGCGCCUGCGCAGACACAGGCCCAGUGAGGAGUCCGACCUGCUGGGGCUCAGACUGUUUGUGGACGAGCAGAGUCGUCUGCUGAGGGACUUCUCCGAACAGCUGGAACAGAGCGUCUCCACACUGAAACAAGAUGUAGCCGCCAUCGUCCGCCGGAAACGAGAGCGAUCGGGAAUCUGGUCUUGACCGAGUAACCGUUUCACAAAGUAUUGAGAAGAAAGAGGAAGUCGUGGAGUUUCUGAUCUACCUGUCGUCACGAAUGCGGCGCAGGCUGCCGUGGUAGCUGGCCUUGCUGUGGACACUGCUGGCCUUGCUCCUGGUGGACGUGGGGUUUCCAUGGUGAGUUCUAAUUGGUUCAUCAAGGUCGUCUAUGACAGCCAGGUGGGUGGAAGAGGCGUGGGUGGACGUGCCCUAAAGGAGGAUGACAAGUCAGAUAGUAACUAUUGGCAUUGUGUGUGACAAAGAUUUGUGAUAUUUUUCAAUAAAAGUUAGACAAAAAUAUAACAUAACACAAUUUUCAUCAACUUUAAUGAAGCUGUUGUGCAAGUGAUAUACUGUAGUACACAGUAUGUAUGCCUAAACGUCAAUCUAAAGUUAUUGUUAAUAAUCAAAUUUCACAACUAUGGCAAACAGUAUAUUUGUCAUAACGGUAUAGUAUGUUGACUAAAUAUUCAUAAUAUAGUAUGUGUUCAUAUAGUAUGAUUGUUUGUAUAUCGCUCUAUAGUUUUCAUGGUGCUUGAGUUGGUGAUGGGUGACAAGGAGGAAAAUAAAGUUUGAGGGUCUCUGCGUCCUGCUUAUGUAAACCAAGGGCUGUUACAUGUAUUAUGUCAUGGGAAAAAAAAUGUCAUAGAAUAGUAUGUCAUCAAACUUUUAUUUAAGAAGUCUGCAGCAUAUUGUGAAAAUGUAAUGAUAUAGUAUAGUAUGUAAAAAAAGACACAAAUAAUGUCUUAGUAUAGUCUGUGAAAGCUUUAUAUAUAGUUAGUUAUAAAAAGUCCUAAUAUAGUGUGUAAAAGAUUACAGGACAGUAUUUAUAAAAAAAAGUAAUGAUAGUUUCUUUCCAAAAAAAUCAUAAAAAUGUCAUAGUAUACAGUAUAUCGUAAAAAUGUAAUAAAUAAAAAAAAGCCUAACUAUAGUAUGUUAUAAAAUGUGUCAAACAUUUCACAAUAUGUUAUGUCAGAGGUAGCUAUAGCUAAGGAAUAUACGUUAUUUUGUAUAUCUUUCUAUAGUUUUCCAGGUGCUUGAGGUGGUAAUUGGUGACGAGGAGGAAAGAAGACUACUCAUCAGACUCCAGUUUUAAAUGUCAAUGUGUCAAGAAUUGUCAGUAUAAUGCAUCAUAAAAAUUGUCAUUAUAGUAUGACAUUAAAAUGCUUUAGUAUAGUAGGUUAUAAAAUGUCUCAAUGUCACUCUGUUUUAUUAAAAUAUCAUCCUACAGUAUCAUUAAAAAGUCUCAUAUGAUAUAGUAUGUCAUAAAAGUGUCAAACAAAGUCAGAGUAUAGUCAUAAAAUGGCAGGAAAACGUAAUGAAAGUCAAAGAAUUCUAGGUCACGUAAUUGUUAUAAAAAUAUCUUUAAAAAUGUCAAUGCAUAGUAUUUCGGCCUCCACAGACCUUUUCUAGUUCCAGUGAAGAGAACUUUCAGUCCAUGCCGGAUUCAUACCAGUCUGGUUUUACAUCCUAAAUAAUACUACAACGGCUAUCCUGUUGCUCCAUGUGUUACAAUUACUUUUGAUACUGCUUUGUCACUGCUGUCCUACCUGAGUGGAUGUUCCUCUGGACUUCCUAGCGAUGGGGGUGUUUGGUUCACGCAGCAGAGAUUGGGCAAAGUCUGGCUGCUCCUGUAGCACCUGGCGAGAUUCAUUCACCCCACUACUGUGGAGAGGAGGUGGGGGGGAAGGUUUUAAGAAUGGGAGAUGAGGGAGGUGGGAAAUUAAGUAGUGUAUG